AUGGCAGAACACUCUCCGAGCAGCAGUGCUGCAGCAGGGCAAGAGGUUGUUCAUGAAGACGGCACCAUGGACUCUCUGAGGUCCAAAUGUGUUCAGCUCCUUGUAUCCGCCAUCUGUCCUGAACCACAAGAAGUGGAAACAGCCACAGAACUGGCUGCACAGGUUGAGCAACAGAUCCGCUGCAUCCACACAUCAAAUCAGGUUAAAUACAAAGCCUGUGUAAGAAGCAAGGUGGCCAAUUUGAAGAAUCCUAAAAACGGCCACCUUCGCCAAAGCCUGCUGAGUGGCUCCCUGACUCCGGAGGCCUUCGCCCGCAUGUCAGCGGAGGAAAUGGCUUGCGCCGAGCUUCGGCAACUGAGGGAGGUGUACUCGUCUUGUGGUGUCAGUGAGAGGCAGCUUCCUCGUGGAUUGGAAGGGACGGUGACGCGGCGGCUUCGCUGCGAGCGAUGCGGCGGCUCAGACUGCAGGGUGACACAGGUGAACCGAGGGGCUCUCUUCCUGCCGGGUUGGGUGCGGCGAGGAGGUCCUGACGACGAGGCAAUGACUUUUGUGACUUGUAGCAGUUGUGGGCAGCAGUGGUACCACAGCGGCUGGGUCUGCCUGUGA
Messenger RNA from Nerophis lumbriciformis (worm pipefish), 606 nucleotides. Lineage: Eukaryota; Metazoa; Chordata; Actinopteri; Syngnathiformes; Syngnathidae. The record is from RefSeq and is a predicted model, not a curated record.